Molecule: messenger RNA, 780 nt
Organism: Sciurus carolinensis (gray squirrel)
Lineage: Eukaryota; Metazoa; Chordata; Mammalia; Rodentia; Sciuridae
Product: proline-rich protein 23A-like
Exons: 1
Coding region: 1-780 (259 amino acids)
Source: RefSeq, a predicted model, not a curated record
AUGAUGGGCAUGCGGCCACGCAGCCCCAGCGCCUGCCCUGCGCCCUGGUGGGGACCGCAGCCCGGAGGACCCGGCCCCGCCAAGCGCCGCCGACUGGACGACCCCGCCGACGCCGCCGAGCCCCAGGCGGCGCCCAGCCUGCAAGACGCGGCGGGCGCCGCCGCCGACGCCACCGCGCUCACCUCCGUGGUGGUCCUGGCCGCGGGCUGCGCCCUGCAGGUUCCCCUGGACGACGUCGAUCUGGUGCUGGAGCCCGCGCCAACCUCGGUCCUGCAAGUGUCUCUCCAAGGACACACCCUCAUCCUGAUCCCCGAGGGCCUGGUGGGAGCCACUGACCAACGCCCAGGAGGCCAGGGAGACGCGCCUGAUGGCCCAGAACUGGGCGCUUUCCUGAGCACCCCCGGGGAGGACGUGGUCGUCGAGCAGGGAUUCUUCUGCGAAUCUGUCCCAGAGAUCGCCAUCCAAGAAGAGGCCUAUGAGGAAGACGCUGAUCGUGAGUUCCUGGAGGCCUGGAUGGGCCCUGCAGCCGGCCCAGGGGCGGGGCUCCUGCUCUGCACUGGCGGAGUGUCCAGCCCCUGCCCGCAGGGCCCCACCCUUAAUUUGGAAAGAAGCUCGCCUGGCCCCAUGUUGGACCUGGAUUUCCACCUUCUGAGACCCUUCCCCAGCUCACCGCUCCAACCCCUGCCUCCCUCUCCAAGUCCAAGUUCAAGUCCCCAGGCGCCUCCAGAGCGCUCUCCAGGCCCUCGGAGCAAAGCCUGCAGACGCCUGUUCCAGGAAUGA